Cherax quadricarinatus is the source of this 2093-nucleotide messenger RNA. The record is from RefSeq and is a predicted model, not a curated record. Lineage: Eukaryota; Metazoa; Arthropoda; Malacostraca; Decapoda; Parastacidae.
AUGGCGUUUCGUUCUGAUGAACCCAUUGUGGCGGACUUGGAGAGGAAGUACAAGUGCGAGUGGUGCGGGAAGGGCUUUAGACUCUCCGUCCAUCUGAAGGAUCAUGUAAGGACCCACACAGGGGAGAAGCCCUAUCAAUGCCCUAUUUGUCAGAAGGAUUUCACUCAACGGUCUAAUCUAAGGACUCACCUCAACAAGAUUCACAAAGAACAGCUGGCAUAUGUAAAGAACAGAAAAGGCAGAGUGCCUAAGUAUCCUGUGAAACACGAAUUCUUACCCAGUUUAGUAUCUCCCAGUGGUGGCAGCAGUCUUCCCCAUGCCUCUGUUGCAGAAAUGAAAAAACUAGUAUUUGCUCCUGGUGAUCCAAAACCCAUCCUCCCCAAGCCUCUUGGUACUGAGCCUUCUGUAAUGCCUUUCCUCUCCAAAGAAACUGUUAGUUUUUUACAAAGGGAUGAUUUAACUGUUCUUUAUAAGGACAAAGCAGCAAGUUUAGAACCUGAGCGAGUAACAUUACCCCAGUUGAUAUUGCAACACCCACAUCAUGAUGAUAAUUUUUUUUCUGGAGAGUCUCAAAUGUUUUCUGUUGAUUCAAAUGCUAUUGAUUUAGAUGUCAGUGCAUCAGUAAGGAAAGAGCCUGUUGCACAACCAUUGCUAACUAAAGACACUGCACUUAAAUCUCCUCAAAAAGAGACACUUUUGAAAGCAUUACUACUAAAGGGCUCCUCAAUGGGGCCAGCUUCACAAAGUGAUGUUAUGGGAGCUAUGAGACAGGUGAUCCCAUCUUUAGCUUCUCCUCUUACACAGUCAUCAUUAGCUGCCAGUCAAGUGCCCUAUUCUAUCCCCACUUCAGUUGCAGUGUCUCUAGCCUCUCCUGUUUGUAGUCCUCCAGAAGAAAUGCUUCAACCUAUAAUUGUUAUGGAUUCUCCAAAGAGCUUAUCAGUUUUGCGGUGUCCACGUGAUGUAGCUGUUUCUCGUGCCGAUCUUCUCUCUCCUGGGAGCAAAGGUGAAUCAUUUGUUGUUAUAGAAGCUUCUGGAGUAGCACCUCAGGAGAAUGUUUCAGUGACAACAACUGAUUCUCAGGAUCAACCACAGAUAACUGAUGAAAUGAAAAUUUUACUGCAAGCAGUUCAGAUCAGAGUUUCUCAGGAUCAAGGACAAACAAACACACAGAGCAGUCCAUCUGUUACAGUGAGAUCAAGCAACCCUGCCUCAAUGAUCACAACUCCAUCUGGUCCAGUUGUGAGUCAUACCCUUGCUGUACCAACUCCGUCUGGCCCUCCGUUAGCAUCAGAUACUGCUCUUCGACAGCGUAUUUCUAGAAUGUUGCAUGAUAAAGAUCCAACUAAGAGGAAAAUGCCGGGUCAGUCAUCAGUAAAAAUGGACCAUUGUUUAGAUCAGCAGUCCAAGCAAGGUCUCAUUAAGGAGCAAGAGUCAACUUCGGCACAGAAUAAAACAAUAUUAGAUAAAGGAAGAGCUCUGCCACUCCUACGGCAUUUACCUGCAUCACAUGUACCCACUUCUCAUCCUUCUAUUCUUUCUACACAGCCACAUUCUUCUUCACCUCCAGCCCAUCCUCCGCUUUCCCCUACCCCAAUAUCGCCAACUCUUGCUCAUCCCAUGCCCACUUCGUCCAUUAUUCCUCCUGUCCCCAUUUCUACUCCAUCUCCAGUAGACAGACGGCGCCCUAGUUUUCACAUACCUCUACCCUCGAACAGAUCAAGCUAUAAACACAGUGACAGACCUGGUGACAAAGUAAACCUUGCCUCAAAGGGAAGUCUAAGAGAAAAUGAAUCAGUGCCUGACCUUAAGUAAGUAGUCAGGAAAAUAUGGUGAUAGUUUGAUAAUUAAUUUACUCUUGUGCAAAUUCAAGUGAUACAUUUGAAGUCCUAUUAAUGUCUUAUAAGGCAAUGCAGAUCAUUUUGGUUCUUGUGCCUUUCUUUAUCUCACUUUGUUAUAUAAUGUAACAAAAACACUAGCGUUAUAAUUUGUUCGGUAAUCUGCUUCUUUUGGCUCUGAGUGCAUGUGUGUAAAGGGUAUGCACUGGUGGAGUGUGAACUUGAGCAUGCAUAUGUAUGGGGGGGGGUUGUGUGUGU